Molecule: messenger RNA, 639 nt
Organism: Plasmodium reichenowi
Lineage: Eukaryota; Apicomplexa; Aconoidasida; Haemosporida; Plasmodiidae
Product: nucleolar rRNA processing protein, putative
Exons: 1
Coding region: 1-639 (212 amino acids)
Biological process (GO): rRNA processing
Cellular component (GO): small-subunit processome; nucleolus
Source: RefSeq, a predicted model, not a curated record
AUGUCGAAUUUCAAAAAUAUAAUUCCUAAGAGAACUUACCUUGAGAGAGGUCAAGCGAAGCAUCGACUACAUUUAGGAGAACUCGAAAAGAAGGUAGAUUAUGGGAAAAGAAGAGAAAUUUAUAAAAAGAAAAAAAAAAUAGAAAAUGUAUUGAAGGAAAAGAUUAUGACUAAAAACCCAGAUGAGUUUCAUACAGGAAUGGUUCAUUCAAGGGUUACAGAAGAUAAUGUGUUAGUUCGAGAAGAGAAAGUUUUAAAAAAGGAAGUACAAUUAAAAAAUAAAAGACAAGAAUUAAAAGAACAAACAAAUGAUCUUUAUAAUAAAUUAAAAAAAAUACAUAAAAGACUUGCAAAUUAUCAAAUGAAUAUACCACUUAGGUAUGUUUUUAAUAAUUCUCAUGAAUUAUAUAAUGAAAAUGAAAUAUAUACAUUAAAAGCAGAAAAUAAAAAAUUGAAAAAAAGAGGAGAUCUUAUUCAAAAAAAGUAUAAUGGUUUAAUUAAUAUGAAAAAAAAUUUAUUAGACCAGAUAAGAAAACUUGACAAUAAGUAUAUAACUACAUAUCAUAAAGUGGAUGGAUAUAAUAUUGUAACAGAUAAAGGGAAAACACCCUAUAGAUUGUAUCAACCUCGUUUAAAAUGA